UGUAACCAACAGUAAAAGAAAAACUGUUUAUAUUAUUAAGCACAUAGAUUAAAAAAUGCACUCAUGCACAGAUUACUCAUAAAUAAUUUGAUCACGAUGUUUAUCGGAUACAUGAGAUGCAAGACUUAUGAAUCACAUAAAGUUGAUGUAAUUACCGAAAAAAAAGAAGCAAUUCUCUCGCUGAGAUCAUUUUUGGAUUGAGAAUAAUCUCCUAUUGCGUCAAAUUUGAUAACACAUAAAUUUAUUUUCAUUAUUAAUUAGCUCAAAAUAGAGCGGCUUUUCAAUUCACAGAUGUGUGUGCAAAUAUCAUGAGAGUACUACACAUGGCAUAAAUUUCUCUCGUCUCUUUGUGCUGUGCUCGGGAGGAAACAAGUUAUUUUUCUACUGAUAUCGCAGAAUUCUAUUUAGUCACGAUUUAUUGCAUUGACAGAAAUGUCGCGAGUACGGCGAUACACUUUUGAUGGACAUCCAAUAUACUUGCUUGGUGAAAAUGGAACUGAAUUUUAUCAACAAAUAGAAAUUCAAGAUUUUUAUGCUUUAAGGCAGCAAUGCUUAGAUUCAAGCACAUUAUUCGAAGAUUCAGAAUUUCCAGCAUCAGAUCAAAGCCUGUUCUUCUCAUCCAAGUCUAAAGUGUCAUACAAGUGGCUGAGACCUGCUGAAAUAUCUGAAAAUCCUCAAUUUUUCGUCAAAGGAUAUUCUCGAUUCGAUGUUAAGCAAGGAAGCCUCAAUAAUUGCUGGUUUAUUGCAGCCGCAGCUAAUUUGACUCUUAAUCCCAAAUUAUUCUCAAGAGUUGUUUACGAUGACAAUAAUUUUGAUAAGAAUCAUUACGCUGGAAUUUUUCAUUUUUGUUUCUGGAGGUUCGGCAAAUGGAUAGACGUUGUGAUUGAUGAUCGAUUACCGACAAUAAAUGGAAAAUUAGUCUACAAUUAUUCAACAGAUGACAAUGAAUUUUGGUCAGCAUUACUUGAAAAGGCUUAUGCUAAAUUACAUGGAAGUUAUCAAGCUUUAAAUGAUGGACAUACAAGUGAAGCACUUGAAGACUUUACUGGUGGAAUUACUGAGAGAUUCAAGUUGAAAGAAGCUCCAUCAAAUCUUUAUGAUGUACUUGUUAAAGGGUUUGAAAUGAAUUCAAUGAUGGGAUGUUCUAUUGAAAAUUUCGGACAACAGACUAUUAAGAAAGAGAAGCUUGGGCUGUUUUCAGGUCAUGCAUAUUCAAUUACAAAAGUGCAGACUGUUGAAAUAUUUCAUAAUGAUCAAAUUAGAAGCUUUAACUUGUUGCGUCUGAGAAAUCCAGAGGGAAAUGAAUUAGAAUGGAACGGUCCAUGGAGUGACACAUCCCGUGAGUGGCAAUUUAUUCCUAUAGAGACAAGAGAAGAACUUGGAUUGACAUUUGAUUUCGACGGUGAAUUUUGGAUGUCGUUCCAAGAUUUUUUGAGAAAUUUUGACCAGCUAGAGAUUUGCAAUUUGUCACCAGAUUCAUUGACUAAUCAACAAAAGUCAGGUUGGAAAAAUAAUUGGAGUUUAAAUGAAUUUGAAGGUCAAUGGGUUGCUGGUGUGUCUGCAGGUGGAUGUAAGGAUUUAGAGAAGUUCUAUCGCAAUCCACAAUAUAUGAUUCAUCUUAAAAAUCCUGAUCAUGAUAGUAAGGAUGGCAGAUGUUCAGUUGUUGUCGCUUUAAUGCAGAAAAAUCGUAGAAGCCAACAGAAUAUUGGACUUAAACUAUUGACAAUUGGCUUUAGAGUGUAUGGAAUCUUUGAUAGUGAACUUAAUCAAAAACCAUUUAAAAAUGGGUUACUCAUGAAAACGUCAAACUUUAUCGACUAUCGUGAAAUAACUGAACGUUUAAGUCUCUUACCUGGACAUUAUAUAAUCAUUCCAGCAACAGUCAAACCUGACGAAGAAGGAGAAUUCUUGAUCCGUGUCUAUUCAGAAAGUGAAAGUAAAUUUGAGGAGCAUGAUGUUACAGCUGAAUCAGGCGAUGUCGAUUCCAAAAUUGUUGAUGAUCUUCCAGAUUUGAGAUCUCCAACUGAUGACUGGUUGGAACUUGAGACAUUUUUCCAUGAAGUAGCUGAUGAAAAUAAAGAAAUAGGAUGGGAAGAAUUAAUACAGCUACUGAAUAAUACAAGAAGAGACAUACCAAUAAAAGAAACUACAGAAAAUGUCAAUAAUCAGACAAUAUUAGAAGACUAUGAAAAACAGCAAAUGUAUCCAAGAAGAAAUUGUCUAAGAGCCAUCUGGGACUUUUUAACCUGUAACAAUAAGUUGCAUGAUACAACUAUUAAUGCUCCACUGAUAAAUGGAAAUAACAUUAAAAGUGACAAGAUUGCAAUGCACAAUUCACAACUGAAGAUUAAUUCGAUUCAAAUACCUAAAAGUGCUGAAUUCUCAGAAGAAGUUUGUCGUGCGAUGGUUAAAAUGCUUGAUUCUAAUCAAUCAGGAAGGCUAGGAUUAGAGGAAUUUAAAAUUCUAAUGUUUGAAAUCGCAAAAUGGAAGGCUGUCUUUAAGCUGUAUGACAAAGAUAAAAAUAACAAAUUGGACACUCAUGAGUUCCGUGAUGCUAUGGAAUCAGCUGGCUACCUUAUAAAUGCUAAAAUUCUCAUUUCACUACUUAAUCGAUAUGGAUCAGCUGAUAAAACUAUGGCUAUGGAUGUUUUCAUCAUGUGUGCUGUUAAAGUUAAGACAAUUAUUGAGCAAUUCAAAGAUAGCACUGGACAAAAGAGAGAGUCAGUAAAUGAGUUGAUUGAACAAGCUGCUUAUUAAUAGAUUCUAUGUGGGAAUCCAGGAACAAAUAUGAUCAACUACUUUUUUGGGUAUCUGAAGCUGUGUAAGACUUUAUAAUAUCAAAAAAUUGAAUGACGUCAUUCCAGAACGACCUCCUAGAUACUCCUAUAUACAUAUUAAUUUUGAUACAAUUUAAAUGCCAUUUAUAUUUUUGAAAAUAAACAUGAUAAUAAUAGCA
Chironomus riparius is the source of this 2956-nucleotide messenger RNA. The record is from the annotation of a GenBank genome assembly. Lineage: Eukaryota; Metazoa; Arthropoda; Insecta; Diptera; Chironomidae.